AUGCAGUACGAAACGGUUAUUGGGCUUGAGGUGCAUGUGCAGCUGCAUACCCGCAGCAAGAUGUUUUGCGGGUGUCCGGCUGAUUAUCAGGCUGCUGAGCCGAAUACCAGGACGUGUCCGGUUUGCCUGGGUUUGCCCGGGGCGUUGCCUGUCAUCAACCGGCGGGCCGUCGAGUACACCGUGCUGACCGGGUUGGCGUUGAAUUGCCGCAUCCCCGAGUUCACCAAGUUCGAUCGCAAGAACUAUCCCUACCCCGACCUGAUGAAGGGUUACCAGAUUUCCCAGUACGACCUGCCGCUGGCCCUGGACGGGUUUCUGGAGAUUGACGGCGAUACCCAACUUGGUCUGGGACGACGCAGGAUAGGGGUGGAACGGGUGCAUCUGGAGGAAGAUGUGGCUAAGUUGCAGCACUUUCCCCAAGGAUCUUACGACGACCGGGGGGAGGGCUACUCGCUGGUGGAUGUCAAUCGCUCCGGUGUGCCGUUGAUGGAAGUGGUGAGCAAACCCGAUAUGCGCUCCGCGGAGGAAGCCCGCCAGUAUCUAACCUUGCUGCACUCCAUCGUGCAGUACCUGGGCGUUUCAACCGGCAAUAUGCAGGACGGCAACUUUCGCUGCGACGCCAACGUGAGCAUCCGGCCCGUGGGCAGCCAAAUCCUGGGCACCCGCACCGAAGUCAAGAACAUGAACAGCUUCCGCGCCGUCUAUCAGGCGCUGGAGUAUGAGGUGGUGCGCCAGCGCGAGGUCAUCGAGGACGGUGGCGCGGUGGUGCAGGAGACUCGCGGCUGGAUUGAGGAGCGGGAGGUAACGGUCUCCCAGCGCAGCAAGGAGUACGCCCACGACUACCGGUAUUUCCCCGAGCCGGAUUUGCCGCCGCUGCGCAUCGGGCCGGAGCGGGUAGCCGAGCUGGCAGCCGAGUUGCCCGAGUUUGCGCCCCAACGCAGCGCGCGCUUUCAGGCCGACCUGGCGCUCUCGGGGUACGAUGCCGAUCUGUUGGCGGGUUCCCGCAGUAUGGCCAAUUACUUCGAGACGACGCUGACGCUGCGAGACGCUGAUGCCGCCGACCGGGCCGCCACAGCCAAGGAGGUUGCCAACUGGAUGCUUGGCGACCUGGCCCGGCUGCUGAAUCAGGACCAUCGGGAAAUCGACGCAUCGCCGGUUACACCGCAGCGGUUGGCCGAUCUGCUGGCGCUGGUCGCCGAUGGCACGCUGUCCACAUCGCUGGCCAAGACCGUGCUGGAGGAGAUGUACGCCACCGGGGGCGAGCCGGCCGACAUCGUGCGGGAGCAAGGACUCGGUCAGAUUAGCGAUACCGGGGCCAUCGAGGCCGCCGUCGCCGAGGCCAUCGCCGCCAAUCCGAAGGCGGUUGCCGACUACAUCAGCGGCAAGGACACCGCCGCCCGCUUUUUGAUGGGGCAGGUGAUGCGGCUCACGAAGGGACAGGCGCAGCCCGAACUGGCCUUGCGCUUGGUGCAGGAGGGUUUGGAAUUGCAGAAGACGCGGGGUUCGCUUGAACCGUAG
Messenger RNA from Geodia barretti, 1518 nucleotides. The record is from the annotation of a GenBank genome assembly. NCBI's taxonomy places the organism in Eukaryota, Metazoa, Porifera, Demospongiae, Tetractinellida, Geodiidae.